This is a messenger RNA of Ictalurus furcatus (blue catfish), 3298 nucleotides long. It is a transcript of the gene amigo3, whose product is annotated as adhesion molecule with Ig-like domain 3. NCBI's taxonomy places the organism in Eukaryota, Metazoa, Chordata, Actinopteri, Siluriformes, Ictaluridae. The record is from RefSeq and is a predicted model, not a curated record. The transcript is spliced from 2 exons. Gene Ontology annotation, molecular function: protein binding. Gene Ontology annotation, biological process: brain development. The coding region runs from base 1030 to 2508 and encodes 492 amino acids.
AGCCAAUCAGUGCUAGGAAGGAACCCCUUGAUGCCCCUCCUCUAGGACUGUGAAACUGUAAGAGUGGAGAGAGAGUAUGAGAGCGAGGCAGCAAGACAGAGGGAGAGAGAGACAGCGUAGUGUACACACAGGAUCUGUAUGAAACAGCCUGAGAGUGGGAGAGACCGAGAAAAAAGAAAAAUCGCAGAAAACAAAUGGAAGGAAGAAAGGCAGAAGCUGGAACUCAACAAAAGAGAGGGAUACGUUAUAUUUAUUAAAUUAAACGAAGCACCGGAACAGUAAAAAGGGUGGAUAACUCAUCCGAUAAACAUCAGCUCCCCUGAUGCCACGUGGAUUAAAGAAAGUGAGGAAACAAGCGACUGAAAGAGUGCAACACUCAAUUGUACUGGUUUGGAACUGAGGAAAAUAAUUUGAGGAUGUUUUUUUUUUACUUCUGAAAUAAAGAGAUGCUGUUGCUUUCUUCAAAAACAACAUGGUACUGCUUGUAAGUAAUGACUCAUAAAUCCUUUGCGUAAAGCAAACAGAUUGCUUCUCUGAACUGCCAUGAGUGCAGCACUCAGCUCAUACUUAUUUUAACUGAGCUUGACAGAAUGCUGACGUUCUUGAAGAUCUUAUCCAAGUCUGCAGCAGCCAACCAAAUCUUCUUUUAGGGCUCUCCUGCCAUAAUUCAAAUGCCGCAACUAGCAGACAACACCGACUUUUAAGAUUAAGGAGCGCCGAAGUGAUGAUAUCUGUCUCGGGCAUGGGGCAGAAGCUACAACUCUUCAUUGGCUCCUGAACUCCUGAAAGCUCCCUGCGGUGAGAGCUAUCACACUUAAAACUCGAGCAGCUAAUCAGACCUAUUGACAAGCAAAGCAUCGGUACUGGAACUCUUCGGAUGUUUGGAGUAAACUCUGACAUUUGAUUUAGAGUGUGCUUCAGAUCCCAUCUUGCCAUCCCGUCUAAACCACUGUGUUCUUAAUGUGUGUGCAUCUACUCCUGUAGCACUCUGGCUGCUCUGCCAACCUCCAGCAGCAUCCUGACGGCACAAUGCUGUGUGCUCAGGGUGUGGCCGCCCAUCUGAUGCUUAGCUCGCUCCUGUUGCACUUGGCCAGGGCUAGCCUACCUACUGGUUGCCUUAAAGUAUCAGACAUCCUAAGCUGCAGCAAUCUUGGACUGAAGUGGAUACCAAAAGAGUUACCGGUAAUGGCCGCCACCUUGGAUUUUAACCACAACCAUCUGAGCAAGCUAGAGGAAGGCAGCUUCACUGGACUUCCCCAUCUCGUAACCCUGCGGCUGGCCUACAACCAUCUGAGCAACCUCUCCCCUGGAACUUUCCGAAACACAAGCAGUCUGCGCCACCUUGACCUUUCCUCCAAUCAGCUGAGCAAGGUGGAUAAUCAUUACUUCCAAGACCUUGUGGGAAUGGAGGAGCUGCUUCUCUUCAAUAAUCAUAUUGUUAGAGUGGAAAGCAAAGUAUUGACCGGCCUGAGCAACCUGCGCAAGGUCUACCUCAGCCAUAAUCUUCUGACUGACUUCCCAUUCUUCUCCAUUCAGGAGCACAGCCAUCCUUUUCUUGUUACACUGGACCUAAGCUCUAACCGCAUGGCCAAGCUACCAGUUGAGGACAUUGCAGCUCUGCCAGCUUCAGUUCAAGGUGGACUAUUCUUGCACAACAACAGUCUGAUCUGUGACUGUGCAAUGUAUAGCAUGUUCAAGCAAUGGGAGCAAAAAAACUUCAUCUCAGUCAGGGAUUACCAAGUGGAGCAUACAUGCUUAGUAUAUGGGGAACCCCGUGCCACAGUGCAGUUUCUUGAACACACUCGCUUCUUUGAAAACUGCACUGUAAAGGGACAGAACCAGUUGGGGGAAACAGAGAAUAAUGUGAAAGUGGACGUGGGAGACCCAGUGUUGCUGGAAUGUAAGACUUCACUGAAGGGGCAGCAUCUCACCUACCAGUGGGUAUCCCCACACAGGGAAUAUAUUGUCCCACCAGGCAACAAUGAUGCAAUGCGAAUGUAUGCAAAUGGCAGCCUGGAGAUUACUGCAGUACGAGUGAAAGACUCUGGCGUGUAUUGGUGUAUGGCACUGGACCGCCAAAAUUUACAGAACGAGACAUGGGAAGUAAACAUCACAGUGAUGACGCAUUCCCAUGAGCCUGAGCCCUUCAACACUGGCUUUACCACUUUGUUGGGAUGUGUGGUUAGCCUGGUACUGGUUCUUAUUUACCUUUAUCUGACACCCUGCCGCUGCUGGUGCCGCAAGCAGCCACUACCUACAGCACCCAGUCCUGCAAAUGAAUGUAGUGCCCAGUCUUCGAUCCUGACGCCUACGCCACCUGCCACCACGGAGGGUCCCGGCCGCAAGGUCAGUAACAACAAGCAUGUGGUCUUUCUGGAGCCCAUCAAGGAGGUACAAAAUGGGAAGCCCAAGGAGGCACUGAUCUCCGAGAAUCCAAAGGUGCAAGUACUACGAAACAAUGCUGACUCUUUCAACUCAGUCUUUUCAGACACCACUAUUGUGGCAUAGCAUGAGGUUGUCCUCAUCCCCAAUCCUUCAUUCCACUAAAAUAGUGGGUUUUUCAAUGUGGCAGUCUGCAACUUCUGCUGCCUCUCAGGACAGAGAAGGCAGAGGGCUUGACAAGCCAAUUGGCAAAGCAGGGAACAUAGCAAACCCAGGCAAGUAAAGAGUAGAAAGCAAAAAUGGCAAAACGACAGGUAAGAAAACUGAUGUAGCCAUACACUGCCCUGAAUAUGUCCAUCAAGCUUCAAACGGAAAUGUGCACAGUGGUACAGGGAAAGGUAUGCAUGAUGCUUUGGAUGCCCUUUAACCCUGCUUGAGCCUUGAAAGAAUGACAGCUGUACAGUAGAUGCCUUGUUUAGAGCUUAUAUGCCUCUGCUUUGGACUGUAACCCAUUAUUCAACAAAAAUAGCACAAGUAUUAUAGAGGACAGAAUGUAGUAAUUAAUUUUUUAACAAGAAGUCUAAAAUGUAAAAACAAAUUUUAUCUAUAUCUGUUUUUCUACUUAUACUUAUAAUGUGCCCCUUAUAAGAAUUUUGGCAAAUUGUGAGUGUGGAAAAGGCUGAGGGGAAUCAUUUACAUCUUGUAAAUGUUUUUGGUUGACCUGUUUACCAAGUUUGUUACAGAUGCGCAGUUAUGUAGCCAGUACCUAACAUCUAUAGACCAUACAUUGGAUUAAAGCAAACAAACUGUGUACUGGAAUAUACCCCUUGACAUUCCACCACCCUUCCCCAUCCCCCACCCCCAAACAAAUGCCUUCUUUAUCAGUCUCUUAAUAAACCAUUGUGCUUCGACUCCA